AAUCCAAAAAUGAACUCCAAUUUAUUAACCUUCCUAAAGCCCGCAAUCGCAUUCACGGUCACCGUCAGCUUCACCGUUCUCUUCAUCGUGUUCCCUCGCCCGCCGGCCACCGCAUAUCCCGGCGAACCCGACCCGAUGGCCCGACGCUCCUCCUCCUCCUUCAUCCUGUGGCUCCACGGGUUGGGCGAUUCGGGACCCGCCAACGAACCCAUCAGGGACCUCUUCACUUCUCCGGAGUUCAAAAACACCAAGUGGUCGUUUCCUUCUGCGCCUAAUAACUCCGUCACCUGUAACCACGGUGCUGUGAUGCCAUCAUGGUUUGACAUCCACGAAAUACCCGUGUCUGCUAGCUCCCCAAAGGAUGAAGAGAGUUUACUCAAAGCAGUUCAGAACGUUCAUGCUAUGAUUGACAACGAGGUCACUCAUGGUACAAAUCCCAAGGACAUAUUUGUUUGUGGAUUUAGCCAAGGAGGUGCUUUGACCUUAGCAAGUGUUCUUUUAUACCCAAAAACUCUAGGGGGAUGUGCUGUGUUUAGUGGAUGGGUUCCUUUCAAUGAUUCUGCAUUGGAGAAUAUAACACCUGAGGCAAAAAGGACACCCAUUUUAUGGUCUCAUGGUAUGGCUGAUAGAACAGUACUCUUUGAAGCUGGACAAGCAGGGCCUCCUUUCCUUGGCCGUGCCGGAAUUCCUUGCGAGUUCAAGGCUUAUCCUGGCCUUGGCCAUUCAAUAACCCAGGUGGAGUUACACUAUUUGGAAUCCUGGAUCAAGGCUCGUCUCCAAACCUCUUCUUAAAGGAAGUCUUCUAUAAAGCGAAGCACCAUGAAAGUUUCAGAGAAGGCAUGCUAUGGAUUUGACAAAAAUACCCUUUUACCCGAUGGCAUUUGAGUUGUCUCCUCUCUUCCAUCUAAGGCUAGUUCCGCCAUUUCCUCAACCUUUCUCUCCUGCCCUUAUGCUGUCUGCUCUUGGGUUUCAUAUAUCAUACACUUCACAUGGACUAAUUUUUCAUUUCAUUCUUUCACAUGUAUUCUACUCCGUAUAUUCUUUUCUCAAUAUACAGUGAACUGAAUAUUCAGUUCACAAUGAACAUAUGGAUAAUGGGUUUAUGUGAAAUUCUGAAGUGAAAUGUAAAAAUGCUUUUGAGAUUGGGGAAUAUU
Cuscuta campestris is the source of this 1154-nucleotide messenger RNA. Lineage: Eukaryota; Viridiplantae; Streptophyta; Magnoliopsida; Solanales; Convolvulaceae. The record is from the annotation of a GenBank genome assembly.